Trichoderma asperellum CBS 433.97 is the source of this 670-nucleotide messenger RNA. NCBI's taxonomy places the organism in Eukaryota, Fungi, Ascomycota, Sordariomycetes, Hypocreales, Hypocreaceae. The record is from RefSeq and is a predicted model, not a curated record.
CUUCUUCUCUGUCUCGCUUCCUCUCUUAUACCAAAAAACUCUCUCUUUUUAUUUCUCCCGUGUGGAAUCACAGUCGCAACCAUGCUUAUCUACAAGGACCUCAUCACCGACGACGAGAUCAUCUCCGACUCGUACGAUCUCAAGGAGGUCGGCGGCAUCGUCUACGAGGCCGACUGCGCCAUGAUCACUGAGGGCGCUGUCACCGUCGACACCGGUGCCAAUGCUUCCGCCGAGGAGGCUGAGGAGGGUGUUGAGGAUGCCGAGAUCAAGGUCAACAACAUCGUCCACUCUUUCCGUCUCCAGUCCACCAGCUUCGACAAGAAGGGCUACCUCGCCUACCUUAAGGGCUACAUGAAGGCUGUCAAGGCUGGCCUCCAGGCUAAGGGUGCUCCCGCUGAGGAGAUCACCGCUUUCGAGAAGGGUGCCCAGACUUACGUCAAGGAGACCCUGCUGCCCAACUUCAAGGACUACGAGUUCUACACUGGCGAGUCCAUGAACCCCGACGGAAUGGUUGUCCUCCUCAACUACCGUGAGGACGGUGUUACCCCCUAUGUCAUCGUCUGGAAGCACGGUCUUACCGAGAUGAAGGUCUAAGUUCGUUUUUUUUCCGUUAAAAGAGAAAGGAAAAAACGAAUUGGGAGUUGGAGAUUACGAGCGGAGGAAACAAAGU